Miscanthus lutarioriparius is the source of this 1239-nucleotide messenger RNA. NCBI's taxonomy places the organism in Eukaryota, Viridiplantae, Streptophyta, Magnoliopsida, Poales, Poaceae. The record is from the annotation of a GenBank genome assembly.
AUGGCGAGGCCACCCACAAUGGUGAUCCAGGACGACUACAUCGACAUGGACCUGACCCCGGCGGCCACGCCAGUGCCACCGCCAUCCUCGCCCCGCUUCGAGUUCCAGAGCGCCGGCGCCGGCGACGCCAGGCACAGGGAGGCGGCGUUCGCGUCCCCGGCGGACGAGCUGUUCUACAAGGGCAACUUGCUGCCGCUCCACCUGCCGCCGCGGCUGCAGCUCGUGCAGAGGCUCCUCCAGGACCAGGAGCAGCAGCAACCACCGCUGCGAGGGGUGAAGAGGGACGCGGAGUCGGAUGCCGCGGCGGCGGCGGCGGCAGAGGGCGGAGACGCCGACGCCGCCGGCAAGGUGUGCGCCGCCAAGAAGCCGUCUUGGGCCAAGAAGCUCAAGGUGGUGAAGCGGUGGGCGUCGAGGGAGUACAUCCGGUCGCUCUUCCUGGCCAGGCCGCCGUUGCCGAGCGACAUCGUCGCCGCCGCCGACGGCGGCACCAGCGCCAGCGCCAGUGGGCACGGCAUCGGCAUCGGCAGCGUCAGCGCGAGGGGGAGCGUCCUGGAGCAGGAGGAGGCGUGCCAAUGCCACCACCGCAAGUCCUUCUCCGGCAUCAUCCGGCGAGUGCGCCUCGUGGCGACCAACAACAAGGCGCUCGGGACCUCGCCGCUGUGCUCCUCCUCCUCUUCCUCCUCGUCGUCCACGCCGUCGUGCGGCAACGCCAACGGGUUCUUCUUCCGGACGCCGGCGCCGGCGCCGGCGCUGAAGCGGAGCAGCAGCGCCGGGUCGUCCGAGGAGGGCGCCAUCCAGGGCGCCAUCGCGCACUGCAAGCGCUCCCAGCUGCCGCAGCCCGGGAUGGUGGUCUCGUCGGCGGCGGCGGCGGCGCGGAGGAGCGUCAGCGACGUCAUGUUCUACUCGGUCACCAACACGCCUAGAGCCUCCUCCGUGGCCGCCGGCGAGAUUAUGAGCAAUGUGCUGUGGAUUGCUCCUGUGAUGAUGAGGACGCAAUGUGCUGUGAUUGUUUCCCCACUUCUCUUGAUCUUCUCCGAGUCAAGGAUCUUCUCACUUGAGCUGUUCAUUCAUCCUGGUGAUUCAUUGACGUUCUUUUAUUUCUUUUCCCCAGCUGCAGCUCAUCCUCUGACCUCUGUUGCAUUCUUCUUCUCCACCUCCAUCUCCAUCUCCAUCUCCAUCUCCAAGGCUCUGGUGCUGCUGGUGCUAGUGCUCACUGACUCACAUUGUUGGGGGAGGUAG